AGAACAUACAGAACAACAUUGUCAGAGGAAAAAUGAAACAUGGCAUCGGUGUAGAGGUACAUUCAAGUCAUUUUAUGAGGAAAUUAUCAUCCCUGGAAAAAACAUUUACAUAUGCUGUUUAGAUGCUCAAAAUGAGUUUUCAGUGAUAAAAUCAUCGACUGCAGUGGGACUUUAAAGCCUAGUUUCGUUUUCCAAUAAGCGGGCGUGACUGACAGCAGCUGAUCAUCUUUAGUCAUCUUUACACACACCAAAAAUAAAGAGCCUAGUGACAUUGUUCAGCCGAUCAUCUUUAGUCAUCUUCAGACACACCAAAAACAAACAGCCUAGUGACAUUGUUCAGGACAGGAUGGACAAAGCACUUAAGAAAGAAGAAGGAGCCUCAAGCGACCAGCAGCAGCCUGCAGAAAAUGAAGGAAAAGUUUUUCAGUUUUCAAUCAAAGAUAAAAAAGGCACAUAUAAAGUACAGUGUAAUACAUCCAUGACAGUAAUUGCUGCCCUUGAAGCAAGUGAUGCAUUUAAGCAUUUAAAAGUCAAGGACAAAGAAAUUAUAAUCCAGAGAGGCAAAGGAAAAGUUCCUGGAGCUGCUGUGAAAAAAUAUUUUCCCUGCUGUCUUCUUGUCGAUGAUGAGAUUUUGGAAAUAUCCUUCGUCAGCGAUGAAGAAGAUAUUUCUAAUGACCAAGAAUCUGCCCAGAAAUCUGACCAAAAAGCAGAGCCCACUUCCCCCAGUGAAUAUAAAGUAAUUUAUGUCAGAACGAGAGGGCAGGCCAAGAAAAUAAUAAUGAAGAAAACCCAACCGAAACUUGACUAUGUAUGUGUAUAUGCGCUCAAUCAAAAUACACUUAAAGAGGCUCUUGUCAAUGAUGGUCGGUUCAUGAAUGAAAUAUUAAAUUGUUUCUUUACACUUAAAACUCCUUCUGAAGAUCAAAGCUUCGACCCGUCCAUGCUUAUGCAUACUCUACCUGAAGAUCAGUUUGAGAUUUAUGUACAAGUCCCAAAAAAAUCAAGACCAAAAAAAUCUCAAAGUAGUGCUAACAAUGAAAGUAACAAAGCUCAAGCUGAUCCUUCCACAUCUGACCAAAUCAAAAUAGAAUUUACUUGGAAGUCUAACUUAUUCCAAGAAAAAAAUUCUCAUAUUCCUCCCUCCACUGAAAAAAUCCUCAGUGAUGAGUUGAAACAUUUACUUGAGAAGCUAAAAGAUUCUCAGGCCCAAAAGCUCUUUGAAGAGAAAUUUGAUAAAAGCAUUAAGAAUUUCGGUGAGGUGAGCAGGAUGAAGGAGCUCAUGAGGUUUUCUGACUCUGUGUGUGUGAUUGUAGCUGAAGGAUCUGGCCUUGGAACUGGAUUCUUACUGUUUGACAGAUUUAUUCUUACUAAUGCACAUGUUGUUAAGGACUUCCUCUCAGAUGAAAGAAAGCUUUCAGUCCCCUUUGGUGCUGCCUUCAAUUAUGAACAUCAAUUUUCAAAAGAGUUUGAAUUUCUACAAAUUAAGGAAGACCUUGCUCUAUACCUUCUAGAAACAGAUGACAAGAUGGUAGAUGGCAAACACCUUGACUAUGCUCUUCUUGAACUAAACAUUGAUCCUCCAAGCAAAUAUCCUCAAUUGCUUAGUUUUUACAAAGAUAAUCCUCCAAACAGUGACUUUAUCUACAUUGUGGGACAUCCAAACUGUGAGACCAAAAAAGUUGACGUCUGCUGCAUCAUUGACACUAAGAAUCAACUCCAGGCUAUAAACAAACACAAACAGGAGAAUCCUAUCUGUCCGUAUGUGUCAUGGCAAAUUUGGCCAUGUCUUCGUGAGAACCAGAUCACUUAUGACACUUGCUUCUUUCAUGGAGCUUCUGGUUCCCCGGUGUUUGAUAAAAACUGCUCUCUGAUCGGUGUCCACACUGGGGGCUUUGCUUACAAAGACAGUAAUAAUCAAACAAGGAGUGUUAUAGAAUAUUGCAUUUCCAUGAAGUCCAUCCGGGAAAGUAUCUUUGAAACGGGACCACCUGAUAUCACUGAAUUACUCCAUAAAUUUGAAGAAGCACAAAUUGAUAAAAAAAAACAGCGGGAACAGAAUGAGGAGCCUAUGCAAACAGAUAAUUAGAUGAAUCACUGUAAUCAGAUUCUUUCAGUAGGUACUUACACACAGACAAAAAUAAAAGUACCAAAUAAUCUUCCACACAUUGAUAACACUGGACCAUGAACUAAAACAAAACAGAACUAUAAAUACAAACAACCCAAACCCACUUAGAGUCCCAGAAGUCAUUGCGGCGCGUCCAUCCAAGUUGGUUCUUCCGAGGCAGCCUCACAAGACCGGUCUCCACCAGAACACAAGUCCGUUCUUUUUGUUCUUUGAAUUGAGAAAUGGCUAAAGUCCAUCAGUAAAUCUUGAUUAAAACAUUGAGUUUUGUCACUGUUAUUAUGAAUUUUUAUUUUCAGAUUUCAGUAGAUGUAUUAUGUUACACAGUUAUUGAAUUAAGUUUAUAUUAGGAUGCAAAUGUAUUUGUUAUGUUCAAAUUUACUCAAUAUUUACGCAAACAUUUUUUUAUAUCACCUUUUAUAUAUACUUUCAAUUUCUUCUAUAUCAACAUUGUAGACAGACUUAUAACUUUAUUUCGUUUUUUGUAAACCGUUUAAAUCAUUGUAUUUUGCACUAUAAAUUGCAUAUUUGCUUCUGAAACAUUGUGGAUUGUCUCUGACCUUACUUCAGAUUGCUGUUAGAUUUGUUUCCAGGGAUCUCUUACAAUAAACAAAGCUUUGCCUCAUUACAAUCUGUCUGAA
Molecule: messenger RNA, 2763 nt
Organism: Triplophysa rosa
Lineage: Eukaryota; Metazoa; Chordata; Actinopteri; Cypriniformes; Nemacheilidae
Product: serine protease FAM111A-like
Exons: 5
Coding region: 347-2086 (579 amino acids)
Source: RefSeq, a predicted model, not a curated record